AGUUGAUCCUCUUAUCUCACCAAUACAAGGCAUUUGCAUGAACCAGCUAUAGUUGGUCAACGCCUGGUCAAAGUCUGAGUUAGUAUUUGAGAAAGAAGACCUCCCAACUGAUUAAUGGGAGAGAAGCAGUCAAACGCGAAUCUCGAACUGCUGCGGUCUCCUUUUUCUUAUUUUGCGGAAGAAGACAGGUGUCGCGAUCACGUGCGUCUUUCGAAAAACAAAAGAAAGAGCGAAGCGUGUUUUGACCAAAGCUAGCUCGCCGUCACCGUUGGUUGCCCAUCGGACGGCUCAUAGCUUGCCAACAUUUUUUGGGUGCCAAAAUGGUGCGAGAUCACAUCGAUGUAAUCGGAGCCGUCCGUUGCGGGAGCCUGACGCUUGUGAUCGGAAGCCAGCUGUGCGAGGACAAAAUGGUAAUAUCAAAACGACACAGAGGAAGACGGUGGUUGGAUGUUGGGUAAAAAGCUUAAAUGACGCCCCCCCCUUCCCCGUCACUUUUUUUCCCGCGUUGGAUCGAGACGCAAACCCCUCGCUAAAACCCUACCCUUUUGAUCCGACUCCACAUCCGUCUUUUCAUGUUUUAAGAGGUUUGUGUGAGUGGAAAGGAGGAGGCGAAACGAGUGUCCCUCUUUUUGGUCGAAUCGGAAUCCAUGGCUUUGCUCUUCCUUUUUGGGAUGAUUUGCGGCUUGUAGAGAUAUAGAGAGAGAGAGAGAGAGAGGAGUUGUUCGGUCUGCGAUGGAUCGCAGGGAGGAGUUGAAGUUUUCUGAGCACGUCGUCAAGACGAGGAAGACGAUCCUGCCGAAGAGAGCGGCUUCCCGGGGAUCAGAAUGCCGGAAGAGGGUCGUCCGGAUCCACUUCGAUGAUGUGGAUGCUACCGAUUCGUCGUCGAGUGACGGAGAGUGUGGCGCCCGCCGGCUUGUUAGGCGGCAGGUGCACGAGAUCGGGAUCGAGGUGGUUCCCGUGCCGCGGCGGAGGGCGGCGGUGACGAGGAAGGAGACGGCGGCGAGAGGAGGGGAGAGCGGGAGGAGGAAGUUCCGCGGGGUGCGGCGGCGGCCGUGGGGCCGGUGGGCCGCCGAGAUCCGCGACCCGCGCCAGCGGAAGCGGGUCUGGCUCGGGACGUUCGACACGGCCGAGGAGGCGGCCACGGUGUAUGACAUGGCCGCCGUGCGGCUGAAAGGCUCGAAGGCGGUGACCAACUUCCCGGCCGCGAGACCGGCGGCACAGACGACCGAGGAAGAAGAAGCGAAGUGCGAAGUCAGGGGAGGAGGCGGCGGCGUGACCGGGGCGCGCUCCUCUCCGACGUCAGUGCUCCAUUACGGCGACGAGUGGGCGCCGUUCGACUAUACCGGCAACGACGAAGUCGACCCCUUCGGGUUCGGAGCUGACGCGUCCCCGCUAUUCUUCACGGAGUACUGCCGCCCGACGCGUCGAUUGUUGCAGGCGGAGUUCGGCGACUUCGACGCCGAGGAUUUCUCCUAGCGGAUGGACUGUUACGGGUCCCGGGCAGUAUUGUUCACAGGGGUAGUGUCGUCCUUUCACGAGUUGCUUAUAGCUUAAAUUAUUUUUAUGUACUAUUAAUGUUUUUGUUUUUGUCAUGUUCGGGGAACAAAACAUGGAGGAGCAGUUAUUUGAGUGAAGCGUGAAAGAGAGAGUGAGCAUAGAGUAGAUGGAGCUUUUCUUGGAAUCUAAGCUUGUGACGUGUCACA
Messenger RNA from Musa acuminata subsp. malaccensis (wild Malaysian banana), 1703 nucleotides. The record is from RefSeq and is a predicted model, not a curated record. Lineage: Eukaryota; Viridiplantae; Streptophyta; Magnoliopsida; Zingiberales; Musaceae.